Messenger RNA from Pediculus humanus corporis (human body louse), 612 nucleotides. RefSeq names its product Anti-silencing protein, putative. Gene Ontology annotation, cellular component: nucleus. The transcript is spliced from 4 exons. Gene Ontology annotation, biological process: DNA replication-dependent chromatin assembly. The record is from RefSeq and is a predicted model, not a curated record. NCBI's taxonomy places the organism in Eukaryota, Metazoa, Arthropoda, Insecta, Psocodea, Pediculidae. Gene Ontology annotation, molecular function: histone binding. The coding region runs from base 1 to 612 and encodes 203 amino acids.
AUGGCGAAAGUAAAUAUUGUUAAUAUUGUUGUUUUAGACAAUCCGUCUCCCUUUUUAAAUCCAUUUCAAUUCGAAAUAACAUUUGAUUGUAUAGAAGAAUUAAAAGAAGAUUUAGAAUGGAAAAUGAUUUACGUUGGAUCUGCUGAAAGUGAAGCAUACGAUCAGGUAUUGGACACAAUAUAUGUCGGUCCAAUACCUGAAGGUAGACAUAUGUUCGUUUUUCAAGCAGAUCCCCCAGAUGUUUCUAAAAUUCCAGUAGCUGAUGUAUUAGGAGUAACAGUUGUAUUGUUAACAUGUUGCUAUAGGUCACAAGAAUUUGUUAGAGUUGGUUAUUACACAAAUAAUGAAUAUUCAGAUGUUGAACUAAGAGAAAAUCCACCCAUGCAACCCCAAUUCGACAAGAUUAUUAGAAACAUAUUGGGAUCACAACCGAGAGUGACAAGAUUUAAAAUCAAUUGGGAAGAUGGCGUAGAAAAUAAAGAAUCCGUAGAAACUGAAUUACCAGAUAUGGCAGACACAUGUUCGACAGCAUCUCCUGUAAAAAGUGUAGCACAACCUGAAUCUGAAUGGUGCACUGAAAAUAGUCAAAAUUCAGGACUGAUUAAUAUUUAG